Messenger RNA from Rhagoletis pomonella (apple maggot), 1109 nucleotides. RefSeq names its product putative nuclease HARBI1. Lineage: Eukaryota; Metazoa; Arthropoda; Insecta; Diptera; Tephritidae. The record is from RefSeq and is a predicted model, not a curated record. The coding region runs from base 60 to 539 and encodes 159 amino acids. The transcript is spliced from 2 exons.
CUUGUAAAACUGAUUUAUAUAUAUGUAUGUACAUUUUUAUUUAGAUUUGUGAUGGUCACAUGAAAAUUCGAGCGGUCGAUGCAUGCUAUCCCGGCUCUAGCCAUGACUCAUUCGUAUGGAACGUUAGUAGCGCCAGACAAUAUUUCCUCAAGAAGUAUGAGUCAGUUGACCGGACAUCAAAGUUGUUAGGAGAUUGUGGAUAUGGCAUAGAACCUUUUUUAUUAACACCAUACAGAGAUCCACGCUACAACUCCAAAGAAUAUAAGUUCAAUUUGGCCCAUUCAUCGCUCGAAAUAUUGUGGACAAUAGGAGUGCUGAAAAGCCGAUUUCGCUGCUUAUUGAUCACCUUGCACUAUCGGCCAGAAAAAGUGGUGAAAAUUAUAAAUGUUUGCUGUGCGCUGCACAAUAUCUGCAGAGACUACAACGUGGAAUAUAACGACGACAGUAUUACUUUACCAUCAAAUGAUACUGAUGAAAAUGUUGAAUCUCCACCGAACGCAACACUGAAAAGUGAAGACGUGGACGGAGUAGAAAAGUGACAUAAAAAGAAAGCUCGCACAAAACAAAAGCGAGUCUCGAGCGACUGGUGGAGGACCCUUUUCUAAGCACCAACUAACGCAAACGGAAGAGACAAUAGUGCGCAUAUGUGGCAUUGCACAGUCUGUGGUUGGUGUGGCUGGCAAUGCAGUUGGCCUCAGCGAAGAUUUAGUUUGUGCAAGUGAGGAUGAAAUGCCAUCAACAUCAUCGAAGCGGCCAAUGUCUCCAGUCAGCAGCACUCCUAAAAGACAAAGGACAGAUAGUACUGGGAAGCGUUUGAAACAAUUUCUCGAUGAAGACAACGAGAGAAAGCUCGAAAUAAAUGAAAAAUUGAACGAGCUAAUUAAGAUUGAAAAAGAAAACGACAGUAGCCUCAGACGAGUGUAUAGAGCCAUAAAAAAAGCAACGAAUCUGGCACGAAUGCAGUAACUGAGCUCAAGGAUGAAUUUGUCCGUAUUAAUACAGGUGUUUUGCGAGCGAUACAGGAAAAAAACGAAAUAAAAGAAAAGCAACUCGAGCUCGAACUCCUAAAGUUUGAUUACGAAAAACAGAAAGAAAAGUAAUUUCCCUUU